Closterium sp. Yama58-4 is the source of this 693-nucleotide messenger RNA. NCBI's taxonomy places the organism in Eukaryota, Viridiplantae, Streptophyta, Zygnematophyceae, Desmidiales, Closteriaceae. The record is from the annotation of a GenBank genome assembly.
AUGGCGUGUAUGAGCGAUCGUUCUCAGGACUUGAUGCUCUUGAUUCGGGAUGCCGGCAGCCACGACCUGAUGCGAGCAGCAGCUGCAUAUGGGGCCACACAGAUGGUCGGUGUGACCAGCGCUGGUACCGCAGCCGAGGCAGGGAGCGCGGGCGCGGGGAAGCGGUGGGAGUGCGGGCGGCGCGUGGAGGCGGUGAUGCGCAGCAAGGUGGCGCGGCUGGUGAAGCCGGAUAUGCUGCUCGCCCUGCACGAGCUGCAGCGCCAGCAGCAAUGGCGCCUCGCCGCGCGGGUGUUUGAGCAUGUGCGCACGGAGCACUGGUACAAGCCCGACCCGGACCUGUGUGCGCGCAUGAUCAACUGCCUGGGGCUGGCCGGCCGCAUCACGGACGCACAGGCGCUCUUCCAGGCCACACUGCAGGAGGACGGCGUGCCCCCCUGCUCGCCCACGUACACUGCGCUGCUCGCUGCUCACUGCCGCUCCGGCGACUACAGGAGCGGCCGGGAGGUGCUGGGGAGGAUGAGGGAGGCGGGGGCGGGGCCGUAUGAUUUGGCAUACAUGAUUCUGAUCAAGACGUGUGAGGCGCAGGGGGAUGCUGUGGCAGCAGCGGAGUUGAAGCAGGAGCGGGAUGUGGUGCUGGCAGAGUGGGGGCAGUUGGGGCUGCCUAAACCCCCACGGCGGUCAAAGAAGAAGUAG